Leptidea sinapis is the source of this 5497-nucleotide messenger RNA. RefSeq lists its product as uncharacterized. The coding region runs from base 134 to 1162 and encodes 342 amino acids. The transcript is spliced from 5 exons. Lineage: Eukaryota; Metazoa; Arthropoda; Insecta; Lepidoptera; Pieridae. The record is from RefSeq and is a predicted model, not a curated record.
UUGUCAUUCGUAAAAUGUUCGAGAUUUAUUAUUAAUUGAUAUAUCUAUAAAUUAUCUAUUUAUUUUUCAACAUUGUACUGUGAGAUUAGAAUUUACUGAAAGUAUUUGAUUUAAAAAAUAAUCAAUAUUUAAAAUGUCUCAAUCUCAUCGAAUCAUUAUUACCGGCCUACCGCAAGACGGUCCAAAAGGGAAAAUAAUACAUUACUUAAGACAGUCUAUUUUUAAAAAGCCUCAAAUCAUGUUUUGGGUUGAGAAAGUUAAGGUACGAAAUGACAAUACAAAGCAAGUAACAGUACGUUUCCAUAGUUUGCAAGAUGCUGAAUUUGCUGUACGUGUGCUUCAAGAUCAUCCCUAUAAAAGCUUUGAUGGACAGAUUUACAACUUAAAAUGUUUUCUCAAGGAAAGUCCACCUGAGCAAAACAAAUCAGGUUCUACUGGACUGAAUAACUCAUUUGCUAAAGGUGACCAUAAUAAUUUGAAACGUGGAGCUGAUACCCCAGCCUUAAAACAGGAAUUGGAUAUGAUUGAGGUGGAGAUUGAACUCAUUAAUAAGAAACGUAAACUAAUCGAAGCUGAGAGACUGUUGCUGCUGGAACAACAAAAGCUUGAGUCCUUACAGAGCAACAAGACUAUCAGACAGUCCGAAGUAAAACCGAACCCAGAAACUCCUAAGGCAUAUGUACCGGCUAGAAAGCGGCCUUUGAGUUUCUAUGGGCCGUGCAACUACAUAAAAAGGGACUUUACACCUCUUGUCCUAAAGAAUAUUGAUGAAAGUAUGCGGUUUCAAUUUUAUAAAUUAUUGAGGAUCCGUAUCAGAGAAAGAUUUGUCAGUAUGCUUGAUGGAAAGACGAUCUAUCCUGUUAGCAAAUUGCUAGAGGAGUAUAGACGCAACUAUCCAAAGUGCACUGAUGAGGAAUUGACCCUGGACAUCAAAAAGGAGCUUUUGGAGAACCCUGAUAUGUUUAAACGCAAAGGAGACAAACAAUCAAACGAAGACAAGCCAGAUGAUAACUUGAACAAUGAGAAAGUAGAGGAUCUAACUGAUUUGCCCAUUGAAAAGUUGGCGGAGGAACUGGAUGAAUGGUAUGAGGAAGAAAACGUAGAAGAAGCAAAAAACGUGGAAGACGGAAAAAACGUGGAAGAAGCAAAAACCGUGGUUUAACCCCGUUUAAGUAUCUGAAAGUAGAUUUAUAGUUGAUAUGUAUUAGAGUUUGAGGCAAGUUUAUUGUUUGUAAUUAUAAGAUUUUUUAGAUAAAUGCACCAUACUAUUAGAUUUAGUGAUUUAACGGUUCUGUUUAUUGGUAAGAAGAGCAAUCCGGUUUAAUAACAAGAAGCGUUAAUAUAUAAAGGAGUUGUUCCAGGUGACUAUGGACGUUGGGCUGGGUUAUUUAAUGAACUGGACUAGUGAGUUCAGCUCAACAUUGAAUUAUAAAAUUCAGUCUGUCCAAACCUUUCAAAAUCAGGAAGUGCCCUUUGGGACUAGAUCUUUCAUAUACACCAAAAUCGAAAGUGCCGUACGGCACACUACGCCCUGACCAAGUUCUGACCCACGUUUUGUUUAUAAGAUAGUUUAUUUUGCAUGGUCUUAUAGCUUGUUUCAAUAGCUUUCUUAUACAUUCUCUCAUAUCAUCCUAAUUACAAGCAAUCUAUUAAUUAGGCGACCUUUAUAGCCGAGUGGUUAGCGAUCCUAGCUACUAAGCUAGAGGUCUUGGGUUCGAAUCCCGGUAGGUGGAAGCAUUUAUAUGAUCAAUAUGGAUGUUUGUUUCCGAGUAAAAAAAAAGUUAAAAUGUAUUUAUGUAUGUUUAUAUGAAUUUAUGUAUGUUUAAGUAAGUAUAUUGUAUUAAAUAUAUCGUUGUCUUGUAACCCAUAACACAGGCAGAAGAAAAUGCACACACACACACACACACACACAUAUAUAUAUCUCUAUUAAUAUUAUUGUUAAGUGGGUUACUUGAAGAUACUUAAAAGAUGUAGGUAAUAAAGUGUUAUAGGGAAGAAUUAAAACUAAAGAAUAUAUUCAUUUCCAUUAUUAUUUGGUUUUUUAUAUUACGCAUUGUCACUUGUCAUUGAUUUCUGAGUGUUACCAUGACACCUACAAAAAAACAAAAUAGAUUCAUAAGAAACAAUUCCGUUACAAAUUAUUUUAUUGCUGUAGUAAAGGUUCUUUCCAAUCUACUAGACGUGCACCGACGUAAACGAUGAGUAAUCAAAAAACUUUCUUCGUGUCUAUGCGUGUGCAAGAGACAGUGACAGCUUAUUUUACUGACAUUGACAUUUACUUUGUGUAUUCGGCUGAGUUCCAUGUCGCGUGGAAAUCGCAAAAUAAUAUUUCAUCAACUCAAUAACUAUUAAUUUUGGUACAUUGGUAUAUUUAGCUCUUUGUCACAUACCAAAGAAAAUAGCGAUUAUCACAAAGUAUUUAGUGAAUAAAGAGAGACUUGGCUCAUUUUGAACAACUCCUUUAUCUAUACAUUACUUUUGCAUGGAAGGAACCAAUUACACAUAAUGUAUUUUACUUAGGUAAUUUAUACAUUUAGAUGGAGCCUCUUGCUUCUAGACAAAUGAUUAAAACAGGCCAGGUUUAUUACUUUAGUAUGCGUGACAAGCUACGUGUUACACUCGCGAUAUUUAUGUCACUUUGAGUUAGUGUGCGUGCAGUGCUUGAUAGCUGUCAACCUCAAUUUUUUCGACGUUUUUACAGCUGUCACAGAUGUAUAAAUGAUUUAAGGUAUUUAAUAUAAUAUAUUAACGAAUAUGUAUUUGUUUGUACAUGUAUUAUGAAAUGCUCACAUAAUGCCUCUAUUUAUUUACGGUUUGUGUGGAUUGAUGCAUCUACUAUACUCAAUAACUCUUGUGUUUAUAUAAGUAUUAGUUUACUUUUUUUUUUCUUUUUUUGACUUACUCGUGUAAGCCUUUCAGUUUUUGACAUUUGAGUAUUUUUGUUGCGUCAAUUUGCAUAUAUUGUAAUUGAAAUGAUUUGUAAAACAAUUAAAAUGUAAAUCUUGACUUAAAAGAGUGGCAAUGAGUUUCUUGCUACUUCUUCUCAUUAGCUCAGCCCUUUACGAUUAGCGAAAUACCGCGGGUAUUGUAAUUGCUAUCAUAUAUAUAUUAGCUGACUCGACAGCGUUGUUCUGAACAUAAUAAAUAAAAUUGUUUUUUUAUGAAUUGUCAAUAAUAUUUCAUAUCAAGAAUUAUUUUAUAAAAUGUUGUUAUAAUGAAAUGUUUCACGGCAAUUCUGUCAAAGCGUGCGUCAAUAAAUUUUCUCAUAGAAAAUAUGUCCGUACAAAACAAAUGUUGAAAAUAAAAAUAUUUAUGGAUCCCAAAUAGAAAUUAAAACUAUCCUAUCUCUCAAGUUGGACUAAACUGCACUCGAUGAAGUAAUCCCCAUUACAAUCCAUUCAUUAGUUUAGGAGUCCAUCGCGGACAAACAACGUGUCAUGUAAUUUAUAUAUUAUAUUCGUCACAAAUAAUAAUUAAAAAUGCCACUUACAAUGUACAGAUUGUAGGGCUAUCUAUUAGGCUGAGAUCUAUAGAGCAUACUUGGGCUUUGCUCAGACUUUACUUACAUAAAACUUAGCUCAGUCUGAUAAAAUGAAAUUACUUUCGGAUUGGGCUGGCUUAACUUAAGCUUGUCAUUAUUUCAGCAGUCAAAUGACAAUAAAAACGAUAUUAUGAAAGAUUUAUGAUAAGCUUACACUUAGCUAUAGUUUAUGUAAGUAAAGUCUGAGCAAAGUAUAAGUAUUCUCUAUAGAUCUCGGCCUUAGAUUCAAUUGUGAAAUUUAACCAUCCGAGGACCCUCAACCUCGGUCAAGUGGUCACACAGUCAAAUGUGUACUAUAUUUUAAAAAAACCUUUGUAUCAUCAAUAUUUUUUUUAAACAACCAUAUGAAACCAAAUUUUAUUUUAAAUAAAUAUAUAAAGAAAAUUUUAGUAAAUAAAAACUUCUAAUUAACAGAUGAGUGGUAACUAUACCAUCGUUGUCCAAACAUCUUACAUAAACGCAUGCACCAUACGCCUUCUCUGAGGCAUCUGCAAAGAUGUGCAGCUGUAUGUCUAUGGGUAAAUUAUACGUAACACAUCUGGGAAUACUUAAGGCAUUCAAUUGUGGUAAUGACCUAGCAAAAUCUAACCAGGAUUGUCCUAUAUGUGUAGGAAGUGGAUCAUCCCAACCACAUUUAUUUAUCCACAAUUGCUCCAUUAUUAUUUUUGCUUUCACUAUACAAGGUGAAACAAGACCAAGUGGGUCAAAGACUUGAGCUAUUGUUGAUAAAAUGUGUCUCUUAUUCACAGUGACAUUUUGAGGAAUGUCAAUAGAAAAUAACAGAGUGUCUGCAGGAUAUUUCCAAUAUAAACCCAAUGUUUUAGAGAGGCUUUUACUGCUGAGAUCUACAGAUCUCGAUAUCUUCGCCUCACCAGAAAUUGCUUGCAAAAUAUCAUGAUGGUUCGAAUUCCAUUUUCGUAAGUUUAAUUGAGCGGAUGAUAAGGCACUCAUAACUCCGCGACAUAGAGAUAUGGUUUCCUCAAUGGUCGAAUGUCCAGACAGAAAAUCGUCAACAAAAAAAUCGUGGCAAAUUGCACGUUGAACAAUGGGAUCUUGAGCUUCAUGACUCAACUGAAGAAGACAUCUUGUGGCUAUAUAAGGCGCUGAAGCCGUGCCAAACGGUGUUGAGUUGAUAGCUUUUAAGACGGCUACAAUCUUGUGAAAAACGGAGAUAGCCGAAAUCCACUAGGUUUUACGCAACUGUUCGCUUUCAAACUUAGCUGAAUUAUACUUCGUCGCCAAUCCCCAUACUCUAAUUACUACUGUUUGAACUAAUGUCAAAUCACGACACAUUUCAUACUACACUAAAUUUCAAUUUUUACUUAGGCAGUCCUGCCCCUUAUUACGUAGUAUUAACAUCCUCUUUGUGUUUACAAUAGUAUAUUUCUGUAAAAUAUGUAUGUAGUUUCGAAUUCUAAAAUGAAAUUGUAUUCAAAUUUUAAAUGUAGAAUAUAAAAAUAUGGUCAAUGUUUGUACCUUAAUCCAUAGUUAUAUUUAUUUUUUAACAGUGUGAAUUAACAUUUAUUAGUUUCAAAAUACUACGACGAAACGUGAGCUUUAAUAAUUUUAUAUUAAAUAAAUAUAUUAUAUAUAAAUAAAAUUUUGAUCAACGCCAACUUAAAGAUUAAGUUGAUUUUCUGCUAUUCAGUUGGUAUUGAUUGGACGCAUCACGCCUAAGCAGUACUUUUGAGAAUGCUCGAUUGUGCGAAGCGUUGCUGUAGUUGAAACAUUCAAUGUUGAACAUUAUGCCUGCACUUUGGUGCUGUCUGUAAUUGGAAACCUAUCAUUUUGUCCACCUGACAACUUUUUAAUAACUUGACCAUUAUUAUUGUAAUUGGCAACAGAAUUUUAUUUCAUUUACCUUCAUAAUAGUGUUGCUGUACAAGAAGCGAGCUAAUUAUACUACUGUAGAAUAAAUUACUUAUAUUAAGGUACAAAUAAAAUUGUGUAAUAAUU